Molecule: messenger RNA, 1427 nt
Organism: Dendrobium catenatum
Lineage: Eukaryota; Viridiplantae; Streptophyta; Magnoliopsida; Asparagales; Orchidaceae
Product: probable protein phosphatase 2C 52
Exons: 7
Coding region: 442-1410 (322 amino acids)
Biological process (GO): protein dephosphorylation
Cellular component (GO): nucleus; cytosol
Molecular function (GO): cation binding; protein serine/threonine phosphatase activity
Source: RefSeq, a predicted model, not a curated record
UCCUUUCUUCUCCUUUCAUCUCUUAUUUCUGACAAAAUUCGACAGCCCUCGACACAAUCGAGGGCCCUGUAUUCCUCACGCUCUUCUGCGAUCUUGAUUUGCUCACGAAUCCGCCAUCUCCAUUUUCUCUUUCUGUUCAAGAAGCCCUUCCGGAUCCGGAAGUGGUUCGAAAUGCGAGACCUUUGGUGUUGCAUCGGGCGCCUAUAUCAUCUUCUCGGGCGAAAAGUACCUACUUCCCAAAUUGUGUAAAGUAUUUCUUUGAAGUUUGGGCAAUCGCCGUGCCGUGAAGAUGCCAUUUUUGAAUCCGAUGCUGCAUAGAGCUUCGCAGGCAUCGGCGUUCAGAGACGAAGAAGUGUGAAUUCUUCUCUGGCUUCGUCCUUUUUGUACGGACUUAAAGAUAGAUAUCCUUGGUUCUAGGCUAGCACCCACUGCUCUUUUUAGAUGGUAUGCAUUGCUAGCUUGAGAAGUUUUAUUGGUCGAGCAACGAAUCUUAAGGGGUGCUCAUCUUCAAGAAGAAAGUGGGAGAUUGCGUUUUGCUGGCGAGAUCUGAAUGCGAGGCUUCGAGUAAACUGGGUUCAGAGUUACCGCAGGUUGAGAGCUAUCGCGACGAUGAUGGCAGAUUCGACCGCCACGGGGGGGCCUAUAACAGUCAUCAAUGCUUUGCCUGAGAAAGGCUAUCACGAGGGAGGCGAGGUCGGUUAUGCCAGUGGAUGUUGGAAAAGAUUUUGUGGGUUUUCUUGGUUGCUUGAUAGUGAGGAUGGAAGAUUGAGGGGUGGAUAUUCGAGCUUUAGAGGAAAGAGAGCAAGUAUGGAAGACUUCUAUGACAUCAAGAACUCCAAAAUAGAUGGGAAAACAGUUUUUCUCUUUGGAGUAUUCGAUGGUCAUGGUGGCUCACGUGCAGCUGAAUAUUUGAAGGACCACUUAUUUGAAAACCUUUUGAGACAUCCAAAGUUUAUGGCAGAUACAAAAACAGCUAUACGUGAAACAUAUCAAAAGACUGAUUCCGAUUUCUUGGAUGUUCAAAUCAAUACUUUCAGAGAUGAUGGCUCUACAGCUUCAACUGCAAUUCUGCUUGGCAACCGUUUAUUUGUAGCAAAUGUUGGAGAUUCUCGUGCUGUGAUAUCAAAAGAUGGAAAAGCUGUACCUCUUUCUGACGAUCACAAGCCAAACAGAAUUGAUGAGCGCAAACGAAUUGAGGAUGCGGGAGGAGUAGUAAUGUGGACAGGGACUUGGAGAGUAGGAGGUGUAUUAGCAAUGUCACGUGCAUUUGGUAAUCGUUUGCUAAAACAGUAUGUUGUGGCACAUCCUGACAUUCAGGAAGAAGAAGUUGGUAAAGACCUAGACAUCUUGGUUCUUGCUAGCGAUGGUUUGUGGGAUGUCGUACCAAAUGAGGUGAGCUAUUUUCUCUAAACUAAUCAUACAUUCGC